Molecule: messenger RNA, 474 nt
Organism: Cydia fagiglandana
Lineage: Eukaryota; Metazoa; Arthropoda; Insecta; Lepidoptera; Tortricidae
Exons: 3
Coding region: 118-474 (118 amino acids)
Biological process (GO): intracellular signal transduction
Source: RefSeq, a predicted model, not a curated record
UUGUAUUGUUGUAAAUAAAAUAUUAAUGGUAAAUUUAACAAAAUAGUAGGUACACGGCAUAAAAUAUUUUCAUAACAUAAGGAUUAUGCUAAUUAUAACUUUAUUAGACAAGCCGAGAUGGGUAGUCUAAAGGACAACCCGCACAAACCGGGUUGCAGUAUUGGUCAGUCUUUGGAAAUUUUCUUGUUUUCGAAUGGACAACGAGACUCCCCUCCUAGAAAAUAUAAUGUGCCUGUCGAUGUCGAUGACCGGAGCGAUACUACGUUGAGCUUCUUGGCGCGCUCACAGAACGGAUCAGAACACAAUAUAGAACUCUACACUACAGAUGGUAAAAAAAUAGGAAGAGCUCAAGAAUUAAGAAACGGAGCGGCCUACGUGGCAGUAGAGCCUCCGCAGGCGUUCAUCUCAUCCGGUUAUAACGACUACCUUCUGAAAGCAUCAAGUGAUGUACCGAUUAUGGACUUGGCCGACUAG